Dicrocoelium dendriticum is the source of this 432-nucleotide messenger RNA. The record is from the annotation of a GenBank genome assembly. NCBI's taxonomy places the organism in Eukaryota, Metazoa, Platyhelminthes, Trematoda, Plagiorchiida, Dicrocoeliidae.
AUGAAUUUCGGAAUUUGGCUGUGUCUCAUCUUCAUUGUCGCUGCACGAGCAAGAUUGCAAAAGCGCAUAUUUGGUGGCAUCGUGUUGCCCAACUCAAAGUACACUUGGCUAGUCAGGAUUACCAAAUGGGAACCGGACCCGAGAAUUUGUACAGGUGUACUGAUCUACAGGAAAUAUGUUUUAACCACGGCCAGUUGUUUGGGGACAAAUGUCGACGAACUAUUUCGGUCCAUGAUGUCACCGACGUACAUCGAUAUGGGAACGCCUGACAGAGAAUUUAUGGAGGCAGCUGGCGGUGUGUUUAUUUUUUCGAAAGAAAAAUAUGUUGCUGGUUUGUUAGCCCAACGUGCGGCGAACUAUGGUCCGCUAAUUUUUACUCGUCUGUCAUAUUACCACAAGUGGAUUGUGGAAAAUUUCGUUACUCAUAUAUAG